Malus domestica (apple) is the source of this 569-nucleotide messenger RNA. RefSeq lists its product as uncharacterized. NCBI's taxonomy places the organism in Eukaryota, Viridiplantae, Streptophyta, Magnoliopsida, Rosales, Rosaceae. The record is from RefSeq and is a predicted model, not a curated record.
GCAAAAAUCAAGUUACAUAAUAAGCAAAAGACCGUUGGACAAAUUUCUAAACUUGUUCAUCAAACAUAACUAACUUCUGCCAAACAAUUUUCCUUUCGAUCAAAUUAAGGAAAAAUCAGUAUUGGAUUAAAAUAAAAAAAACUAACCCCUUUGCAACAAAUUCCAAAGCUCUGUUGCUUUGUUGCAAAAAGAAGUUUUUAACCUCGAAAAAGAAGAACACGAGAGAAAGAAAAGAAAGAAAAAAAAAAGGACAAUGGAUUCUGGUCUGUCCUGGGCUGAUCAAUGGGACAACAACCCCGAUCCGCCGCCAUCGGGAUCAUCCGACAAGGACAAGAAGAAGGGCAAAGAUGGAUCGAAGAGGAGCUUCGGGAAGGCAGUUUUGAGUUUCAAGUGGGUGGAGAAGAUCCGGAAGAAAACUCAGAAAGAAGAUGGGCAAUGAAACAACGCGUUGAACAAUAUGGCUUCUUCUAGUAUAUAUAUAUAUAUUGUCACUAACCAGUUUAAUCCCAUUUGUCUUCAUAUUUUCUGUUGAAUAAAUGGUUUAAUUAAUGAAAUUUUCAGUUAAUUUA